Molecule: messenger RNA, 3323 nt
Organism: Zophobas morio
Lineage: Eukaryota; Metazoa; Arthropoda; Insecta; Coleoptera; Tenebrionidae
Product: long-chain fatty acid transport protein 4-like
Exons: 14
Coding region: 416-3217 (933 amino acids)
Biological process (GO): triglyceride homeostasis
Cellular component (GO): endoplasmic reticulum
Molecular function (GO): long-chain fatty acid transmembrane transporter activity; long-chain fatty acid-CoA ligase activity
Source: RefSeq, a predicted model, not a curated record
UUUUAUGGGUUCAGCAGUUGUUCAUUUAAAUAUUUAAUAAUAUGCAUUUUAAAAUUAAUUCAGUACAUUUAAAGUAAAUUUGCUUUAAAAUGGAAGUUUUCUUUAACCAAGAUAUAAUUUAGAUUAAUGAAGAUCGUGCAUGGGAUAUCUGAAGAUGACUAGAAAAUUAAUAGCUACGCAAAGAUAGUUUCUCUUAUUAAAACAAUAAGCAAGUGACAGUCAUAUUCGAUAAUAUGUCUGUUAGCAGCAUAAUUUCUGUGUUAACCUUCAAACAUUUUUUGUCGGCAUAUCGACAGUUUUUAUUAGUUGUAAACAACUUUACUAAAGGUAUAUAAAAACUAUUCCAGUCGUUUUUAAUUUAGUUAACCGACGCGACAAACAAAAAAAAAGUCGAGAGGUCGAAAUUCAUUAAAAAAUGUUCUUAAUCUUAAUUUCACUAGUAGCAGUUUUGUUCCUCUACAAAGCAAAAUUAAAAAAUGGUUUGAAAAUUUUGUUGCGGGAUUCAAAGUUUUUAUCAAGAAUCAUUUUACUCAAACGUCGAUUUCGGACAUUCGAGAAAAAAGGGACGGUGGCCCAAAUUUUUACUAGCCUUGCAACGAAGCAUCCGAGUAAAGUUAUUUUUUAUUUUGAAGAUGAACAGUGGACAUUUUUAGACGUAGAAGUGUAUAGUAACAAAAUAGCUAAUUUCUUUAAACAAGAAGGUUAUCAAAGAGAAGACACUGUGGCGCUUUUUCACGAAAAUAGUCCUAAAUAUCCAUGCGUAUGGCUUGGUUUAAGUAAACUCGGCGUAAUUUCGGCUUUUAUCAAUACAAAUCUUACUGGAGAUGUUUUGAUUCACGCUUUGAAGAGUGCAAAAGUGACAGGAAUAAUUUACGGAUCCACUUUGAAUAAAGCUAUCAGUAAUAUCACUGGAAAAAUACCUGGUAUAAAACUUUAUCAGUUGCUCGACGGAAACGAAAAGACAGGUGUGUUAGAUGGUUCUAGGGAUUUAACACUGGAGCUGAAAAUGCAGUCAGAAUCUUCUCCGACAGAAGAAUUAGCAAACGGAAAAAUUACGGAUAAGUUAAUGUUGAUUUACACUUCAGGUACUACAGGUCUGCCUAAACCAACAAUUAUUACAAAUAAAAGAGCAAUGAGUUUUACUUUUGCCAUAAAGACUUUUACGAAACUAAGUUCUGAAGAUAUUUUUUAUGUGUGCUUGCCUAUAUAUCACAGUGCUGGUUCAGUCCCGAUAGUGUGUUGCUUCUUAUAUGGUUCUGCUUUAGCAAUGCGAAAAAAAUUUUCUGCUUCAAAUUUCUGGAAAGACUGUUAUAAAUACAAAUGCACGAUAUUUCAAUAUAUAGGCGAAAUUUGUCGAUACCUACUAGCGUCACGAGCCGGUACAGAAUUUCAUAUACAUCACCACCUUAAAACAAUUACUGGUAACGGUCUCCGCCCACAAAUCUGGAAGGAAUUUGUCACCAAAUUUAAUAUUAAAUAUGUGUACGAGUUUUAUACAGCUACAGACGGAAAUGUGUUUUUAAUAAAUACUCACAACAAAGUAGGUGCUGUAGGUUUUUUUCCUAGAUGGGCUUCAUUUAUGUCACCAAUCAAAUUGAUUAAGUUUGACGAAGACACAAGUUUACCCUUGAGAGGAAGCGAUGGCUUUUACCAAGUGUGCAAGACUGGAGAACCUGGAGUAUUAAUAGGAAAGAUGGAUGUUAAAGACAAUUCUUCUGGUUUCGUUGGAUAUUUAGAUGAAAGGGAUACCGAAAAAAAAAUACUCAGAAACGUCUUUAAAGUAGGGGAUGCUUACGUAAAUUCGGGAGAUAUUCUAGUCCAGGAUGAUUCGGGCUAUUUUUACUUUAAAGAUAGAACGGGGGAUACUUUCAGAUGGAAAGGAGAAAACGUAUCCACUACAGAAAUAGAGUCAGUCAUAACUAACCUCCUAAAUCUAAACGAUGUCAUCGUUUACGGAGUAGAGGUUCCCGGUGUCGAAGGUCGAGCUGGUAUGGUAGCCUUGAUAGACAGCAGUCGAUCGUUAAACAUGGAAAAAUUCUACAAAGAUUUGAAAGUUAAUCUUCCUUCUUAUGCUAUUCCGCUCUUCGUAAGAGUGGUGCAGCACAUACCGGUGACUGCCUUUGUGAUGCCGCUCCUCGCAUCCAAAUGCGCAACAAGAUAUAACCAUCGUGAAUAUGAUUGUUAUUAUUGCGAUUGUAAGAAAACAAGCGCUUUAGAACUGCACAGAAAUGCCACACACACCAGGAAACCUCUCAAAUGGUCACCGUACCCUCUCUCUCUAACGUCUCUCCAGUCUGAGAUCUCUAUGGCAGCGCACGCUAUUACAGAGUUUUGCAUGCAUCACCACAUAAAGAAAAUUAUUGGUAAUGGUCUACGACAACAAAUUUGGGAGGAAUUCGUCAACAAGUUUAAUAUAAAAUAUGUAUACGAAUUUUAUACAGCUAUAGACGGAAAUGUGUUUACAAUAAACAGUCACAACAAAGUAGGAGCUGUAGGUUUUUUUCCUAAAUGGUCUUCAUUUAUGUCACCCGUUAAACUAAUUAAAUUUGACGAAGAUACAAGUUUGCCGCUGAGAGGAAGUGACGGUUUUUACCAAGUGUGCAAAGCUGGUGAAUCUGGAUUACUAAUAGGAAAAAUGGAUCCUCAAAACCAAUCUUCCGGGUUUGUUGGAUAUUUAAAUGAAAACGAUAUCGAAAAAAAAAUACUCAGAAAUGUUGUUAAAAUAGGGGACGCAUACGUGAAUUCAGGAGAUAUUCUAGUCCAGGAUGAUUCCGGCUACUUUUAUUUUACAGACAGAGCGGGAGAUACAUUUAGGUGGAAAGGAGAAAAUAUAUCCACUACAGAAGUAGAAGCCGUAAUAACGAAUCUCCUAAAUCUAAACGAUGCUGUCGUAUAUGGAGUAGAGGUGCCAGGUGCAGAAGGUCGAGCUGGUAUGGUAGCCUUCAUAAACAGAAGUCGAUCGUUAAACAUGAAAAAAUUCUACAAAGAUUUAAAAGUCAAUCUUCCUUCUUAUGCUAUUCCGCUAUUCGUGAGAGCAGUACAGCAUAUACCAGUGACUGGUACUUAUAAAUUGCAGAAGGUACGCUUACGAAAAGAAGGUUUCAAUACUGAAAAAAUCCAAGAACCAUUGUAUGUGCUCGAUCUGGUAGAGAAGACAUACGUAGUGCUUACCAAAGAGAAAUAUGGCGACAUCAUGUCCGGGAAAAUUAAGUUCUAAGCGAAAAGGUGGUGGUGGUGGUUUAUCUAAAUAUUUUUAGAAUGAAAAUAAAAUAAAUCUUUGUUCGUGGUGAACCACAAAUUUAUGUGUUAAAGACAUAUUAAUA